This is a messenger RNA of Esox lucius (northern pike), 2091 nucleotides long. RefSeq lists its product as uncharacterized. Gene Ontology annotation, biological process: CENP-A containing chromatin assembly; regulation of DNA-templated transcription. The record is from RefSeq and is a predicted model, not a curated record. NCBI's taxonomy places the organism in Eukaryota, Metazoa, Chordata, Actinopteri, Esociformes, Esocidae. The coding region runs from base 204 to 692 and encodes 162 amino acids. Gene Ontology annotation, cellular component: nucleoplasm. The transcript is spliced from 10 exons.
ACGACAUUUGAACGCUUCGCCCAAACAAGUAUUUCGCUGUGUACUGAGAAAACGAAUCCGGAAGGAACUAAACAUGUAAAAAGUUCCUAGAUUCUUUUUGUCACUGAAAAUCUUAAUAUAAAAACAUGAAAUAAGGAAAAAACUGAGGACACAAAUUCUACUGCAAAAACGCGCCCAAUUUUUAAACAUUGGACUGGUCCUAGAUGUACUUUAUGAAAAUGCCAGUUAAAAGAGCUCUCUGUUUGGAGCGCCCAGAAAAUCAGACGCCAGCCAAGCGACAUGCCCCGAACAGAAACUACUCCCCUAUGACGGGGACCUGUCGACUGAGUCCCACUGUUGUCUCGCCAGCUGGUAAAGCCAAAGCCACGCAAUAUUCACUUAAACCGCAGUUGCCACAGACAGAAGUUGAAAAACUACAUGCCAUCAGAUCUAAACUGGAAGGAUCAGUAGCAGCAUUUAUCAAGGCAAGGCAAGAGCUGGAGCAAAUAAUGGCUGCAGAGGGCAGCAGUGAGCUGAACAGGUUCUUCUCGAGAGGCUCAGCUGAACUCAAGACUGAACUCAAGAGACACGAAGAGCUUACAGCCCAAGCAGAGUCCUGUCGUAGCGUGGAUAGUUCCGGUCAGAGCCCCAUGCAAGGUGUGGUCCAAAUUGGCAGUUCCGCUGAAUUCCUGAAAUCCAUAAUGGGCUUAUAAAGGUUUCAGCUUGGAGAGCAGCUCAUCUCAACACACCGACGGCACCUGGAAUAGCUGCUCUCCAUCCUUCCUCAGACGGCAUUGUGGGUGUGCACGUUUCCUCCGAGGUGGCCGGGUGAUGGAUAUAGAACCCGUAGCUGUCAGUCGUGAGGCGGGGUGACGUAUUCGAAGCUGCCUGUCACGGGGGGUUAACGUGUCAGAAAGCGAAAAAAGCCAGUUACUGUAUAGACAUCAAGACGCGUUCCCGUCCGGCCCCGUCCGCCGGAGAGUCUCUCCCUUCUAGUUGACAAAUGUUGAUUCUACAAUAACGCCAGCGAUGCGGCGCUGUGAAAAUAAUGUGCUUUCAGUGAGCGAAGCCCCAGUCCCAUUAGAGCUGAUGCUAUUUGAUAUCCAUCCCCCGCAUUUCAUCUAGAUACCUGGAAAAGGAAAGGAAUAUGGGCCUGGAAGAUAAACAAACACACACACACACACACACACACACUGUACAUGUGCACGCACACACUCCUCAGUCUCUGGCUCUUUAUUUGGCAGUGCCUGGGAAGGCCAAGGCCCCAAGUAGCCUGUGCGACCUCAGCAACAGCUGGUGCACACAGACACAUUUCCUAUUCCUGCCCAAGGUGGAUCGUAUAACUCUCACUUUAUCACCCUUGGAGGCCGUGUGAAGGACAAAGCAAGCACCCCCAUAAACAAAACUAAUGUUUUCGUACUGGGCCUCUGGAGCUCCACGGGGCUUUUGGCAUUCCCACACCCUCGGCCACCCACCGCCUCCUACACCCGUUGCAUCGGGGCCCACUCUGCCUUAGCCCUCCACAACACAAUCCGCCGAGACGGCGCAUACGCUUUGACCGCCAUGGUUUUACAUAUUCUACUGUGUGGUUUCCAGUCAGAUACAUCAUUCUUGCAUAAUUCUGUUACAAAAAUGAGUUUAGUUAUGUGUAAAAUAAUCAAGCUGCUGUUGUGUACAUCUGUUCAUGUUUGGCUCCACAUCGUCACGUUGACCCUUUUGUCCCGGUAAAACCCCAGGCAUCUGGUUAUCUGGGCCUUCGCCGUCGUCACUGGUGUUAGUAGCUCCAGGGCAGCCGCAGCAGAAACACAGCAUACCAGCAGGCCCUCAGUGACCCGAUAACAUUUAUAGUUGGAAUGGAUUUUGUUUUAAUGCCGGUCAUUAACUCACAGACCGAGGGUGGAAAAGAUUGCUUGUACCGUUUUAUUUUUUUUCUGUGGUAUUUCAAGCUUUAUGACAUUAUGUUCAGAUAUGUCAUCCUCCAUCAUCCUUGUUUUAGGGCCUGUCUAAACUCUAACUGCUUUUUUGUGUUUAGCCCUGUGUGCUGUGUGGACUCAGUGUAUGUAGCUGUUGUAAUUAAUCUUUUAUGAAGCAAAAUUAAAUGGUUGAAAUACA